This is a messenger RNA of Lampris incognitus (smalleye Pacific opah), 2811 nucleotides long. It is a transcript of the gene bhlhe41, whose product is annotated as basic helix-loop-helix family, member e41. Gene Ontology annotation, cellular component: nucleus. The transcript has 5 exons. Gene Ontology annotation, molecular function: protein dimerization activity; DNA-binding transcription factor activity, RNA polymerase II-specific; RNA polymerase II cis-regulatory region sequence-specific DNA binding. Gene Ontology annotation, biological process: regulation of transcription by RNA polymerase II; circadian regulation of gene expression; regulation of neurogenesis. NCBI's taxonomy places the organism in Eukaryota, Metazoa, Chordata, Actinopteri, Lampriformes, Lampridae. The coding region runs from base 216 to 1508 and encodes 430 amino acids. The record is from RefSeq and is a predicted model, not a curated record.
GACUGUGCGCUGGUGCAGGCUACACGUGAGUCUGAAGCUGCCGGAAGCUGCCGGAAACGCGCCUGCGCCCUCGCUCUGCUUCCAACGCUUCGCAAAGUGGCAGCCCAGGAAACAUCAUUCCACAGCGCAGCUCCACCGGAGGACACUCGUGCUGUGUGCGCGACAUCUCGAGCCUGGAAUAACGCACCACCCAGAGACGCUCAGACGGGGCCGCUAUGGAUGAAAGAUUACCGCAUUUGCAGGACAGGCAAUUUCUGGAGCACCCCGAGUUCCUAGGGGUGGAUUACCCGUCUCUUUACAUGUGCAAAUCCAAAAGAGGAAUGAAGCGCGAAGAUGGAGGCAAGGACGCAUACAAGUUACCACACCGGCUGAUAGAGAAGAAGAGGAGGGACAGAAUCAAUGAAUGUAUCGGCCAGCUGAAGGACUUGUUACCCGAGCACCUGAAGCUGACGACGCUGGGACACCUGGAGAAGGCGGUUGUCCUGGAGUUGACGCUGAAGCACUUGAACGCUCUCACUGCCGUCACCGAGCAGCAGCACCAGAAGAUCGUCGCUCUGCAGAACGGGGACCGAUCGAUGAAAGCUUCCAUUCACGCAGACUUGGAUGCCUUCCACUCCGGCUUUCAAGCGUGUGCCAAGGAGGUUCUGCAGUACCUGAACAAGGUGGAGAACUGGACGACACGCGAGCAGAAGUGCGCGCACCUCAUCGGCCAUCUGCACAAGGUUUUAGCGCAGUUUCAGCCCGGAGCAGAGCCAUCACUCCAGCAACAGCUACCUGGCGCUGACGCGCAGGACGCGCCGAAAGCCGACAGUCAGCCCAACUGCGUACCCGUCAUACAGAGGACCCAGACCGGGGAGCUGAACGAGAACGACACGGACACGGACAGCGGGUACGGGGGCGAGGCUGAAAAGAGUGACGGCAGAGAGAAAGCGUGCGAGCGCAGCCAGGAGCAGGGAUCCAAGGCGGUUAAGAUUAAACAAGAAUUUGGAGAUGAUCGCGCUGCCAAAAAACCAAAGAUGAACUGGACCGGUAAUGGCUUAGCUGGCGCAGAUCCUGCCAGACCGGACCUGGCGUUUAUGAACUCUCUGAUGGGAAUAACUGGCGUGGGACAGCAGACGCCCUUUUGCAUGCCUUUCUACUUCAUCAACCCCUCGGCGGCGGCGGCGGCGGCGGCGGCGGCAUCGUCCUACAUGCCCCUCUUCGAUAAAGGUAACCUCGAUAAGUACGUGUACCCCGCGGCAGCGGCUCUGACGUCUCCGUUCCCCUGGCUGUACCCCGGGCUGUCGGCGCACGCGGCCGCCGCCGCCGCGGCGGCGGCCGCGUGCGCCGCUCCGUCCGCGGAGAGGAGCCCGAACUUUGGACCUUCCUCUGAGUCACACGGCUCUCCGUCCCCUGACAGUGUCGCGUCACACGAGGCCGAGUCGGGCUCGCCGGAGGAAGAUCCCGGGGAGGAAGACGCUGGAGCUGACGGUGAUGUGGUCACAUCUCAGGAGAACCCCAACACCUAACCAGCUGGCAAACCACUGCGUUCAGCUGCAAAACGGGCGAACCUGUCUCUGUGAGUGCGUGCGCGCGCGCGCGCGCGCGCGCGCGUGUAGCCUUUAUGUUAUUUCCCCCGUGCGUUCUGCUAGAGGAAUGCUGCAUUCUCGGGUUUUAUGAGGCUGAUUUCACUACAAGAGUUUCCAAGAAGAAUUUCUCAUGUACAGUAUGUUGGCCAAAACGGGACAGUUGUGACUGACUGUGUGCCUUUUGCACCUCUACUAGAAACAGAUCGUUUGAAUGAUUAUCGACAAUGAUUGACACUAACUCACGUCUGUAUCUUGUCUGUAUAGGGAAUACUGCGCUGAACUUAGUUUUUUAAAUCACCUUUGAUAAAAUGUUUUGAGAUGGCAGUAUUGGUGCCAGAACUUUGGGUACCAACGUAGUGCGCAAGGCCCCCAUCCCAAUCAAGACCCCCUAUCCCAGUCAAGACCCCCUACCCCAAUCAGCGAGUCUCUGGAUGUACGUCGUUUAACUGACCUCUGCCAAGGUUAUCAUCAGCCUGGAUGACUGUCUGUAAAUAAAAGGCCUGGAAGAUGUUUCAUUUCCAUGUAAAUGUGCACUGCACGGGCCGACGUGAGGAGGUGUGAGAUGUACCUCCUCCCCUUGCAGACUCUCCUCCGGGUACACUCACUGGGAAGCUCAUUACUGUUCCUCUUGAGAUUAGACAUAAAUAAGAGUCCCCCACCUCUACCCAACACACUGAUCCUGCAGACCUGACAGGAGUGGUUCUCCCUCAGUGACCACUCUGGUUCCUGCAGAUCUGCCUCGACCCCCCCCCCCUCCCAGGGGUUAUUUGUCAGGCUGUUUAUGAAGGAAAAAAAGCCCCGCCAGUGAACAGUUGAUAGAAUUCUGACGGUUUGUUAAUGUGACGCCCUUUUCAUGAGUGUACGGGACUGCGUGACCAGCAUUUUGUACGCCCCUGAAUAAUGAGUAUUUCCGGACCCUGAGAUGCAGACUUGUACCUGACUUGUACCUCCACUGACACCACGGGCGGUAGGACAGACUUGUACCUCCGGUGACCAGUACCACGGGCGGUAGGACAGACUUGUACCUCCAGUGACCAGUACCACGGGCGGUAGGACAGACUUGUACCUCCGGUGACCAGUACCACGGGCGGUAGGACAGACUUGUACCUACGGUGACCAGUACCAAGGGCGGUAGGACAGACUUGUACCUCCGGUGACCAGUACCACGGGCGGUAGGACAGACUUGUACCUCUGGUGACUAGUACCACGGGCGGUAGGACAGACUUGUACCUAUGGUGACCAG